CAGCAUUUUGGCCGUUCAAACCUCAAAGUGGACAAAACAGCGGCACGGCUCGAGCUCAUAGGUGAAAAAAUAAAAUGGCCUGCCUAAACAGUAGGCUGGAAGACUUACCAGACAGAGCUCUUUGUUUGGGUAAAUGAUAAUAGUUUCUAAUCUAUGGAAAUCGAUGAACAAACACAGCAAACUCGCGAACGAGCCUUGCACCUUGCAGCCGAAGUAGCUGAGACGGAUGACAGUAAUGUCCCUGUUUUACUGUUGCAAUUAAAAGACAUCCUUGACUUGGCACCUCCAAGAAGCAGCCUUGGAGAACUUCUCAGGAAAGAUCUGUGGACAUAUGAUGUUAUUCAUGUUUGCAACCUAGCUUUGAAGCAAGACUUUGCCUCAAUCGUGGGAGGAUGGGACACUGCAACCCAGUUGGGAGCCAUUUUAUGUCAGAGCUGUGUGGGUCUCAACUUUCCAGAGAUGGCAGAGUAUGAGGACAAAUUUCUCCCUGAUGUUGUAGAGAAUAUGUUGUCUUUGGCUGCAAAGUUGCUUGACUUUAUUGUCAAAGCUAGAGUGAUGACUGAGAAACAGAAACUAUUUCAAAAUUUUAGGACAACACUGAAUUCCUUGGAGUGGCUGUACAGUUUUCAUGUUUCCCUCACUUUCAAUGUGCUGCAAUCCAAGCGCUUUGUACAGAUUCUAAUGUCUGAAGAAGUUGAUGCAUCCCUCUUUAUUUUGAUGAUUGUGGAGAAUAUUUUUAAAAUGAAGAGGGUGUUGAUGGGAAAACUUGAGCCGAAUGUCCUGCACAGCAUUUUGGAUGAAACUGUUUUCAAGAUAUCAGCUUCUGAAGAAUCUUCAGUUGCAAGGGCAUCAAUUCGCCUCAUUUUGACAGCAACAGAUGUUCACCCACCAAUCCUUGAAGUUUUGCUCUCGAAAAGAUACAGGGGUUUGAAGGCGUAUCUCAGCAAGUGGAAGGCGAGAGGGUUUGACCAUGAUGUGAAGAGACUUGUGUCUUUAUUAGAGGCUGGUUCGAUUGCUCAGGCUGAGCAAAUGAGACUCUCUCGCGCCGCCACGGCUAUCCAAGCAUUUUACCGCGGUUCCAAACAGCGUCAGCGCCUCAAACAAGCCGAGUUGGGAAUCAUCUUACUUCAGCGAAAAUUCAGACAGCGCCGUUUGGACAAGGAGCGAUAAAAAGAGAAGGGAAAGCGGCGCCAAGAACGCAAAUUGGCUCAGGAGCAGAAAAGAAUCAAUGAGUUCAGAUCUUCGAUGCAAAAACAGUUAAAGAUGUUGGAAAGCGUACCUGCCAGAGAAGUGAACUUGUUUAUGGAAGAAAAUCAAGUGAAGGCAGCUAGUAAAAUACAAGCGGCGUUUCGUGGGAUGUUGGCGCGGAAGAAAUAUAGUGAACGGAGCGAGGAAGUUACGCGAGAGAGAGCAGCGGUUACCAUCCAGCGACAGUUUCGCCGAUAUCAACAGCAUAAAGCAGAUCGUAAAACUCCAUAUCCUGUUGUGCCUGGUUUGACCGACGCAAGACGCGCCGAACUCCAGAACAUGAUCGCCGAACGUCGACAGAGGUUCCCUGCGAAGCACCGAACCCAAGAGGAAUUUAAAGAGCUUCACGAAAAGGCGUUUUCACUUCUUGCCAAUCACGUGUUGUCUAACAUGAAGAUAAGAAAGAGUGAACAGAGAAGGGAAGCGUUGCUGGCCAGGCUAAACGUGGACGCAGAUCAGCUGUUAGCGGCCCCAAAGCUUCAUGAGGUUAGUCCCGACAUUCUUGACUCCUUUGCUUCAAGAUCAGCGCCCGUGAUAGCUAGGGCACAGCAGUGUCACAACGAGGAAAUGCACAGACUCAAGCUACCCUGGUGGAAAAAGUUAUGGGACGAGGAGGAAGUGGAAGGGCCUCGAGAGAGACCAGGAAGUCAAGACGAGGAACAAUUAAAUUUUUGACAAUAAAUUUUUUGGUGGAAAAAUUAAAUAUAGACAAUUUUCUAUU
Messenger RNA from Stylophora pistillata, 1969 nucleotides. RefSeq names its product IQ calmodulin-binding motif-containing protein 1-like. Lineage: Eukaryota; Metazoa; Cnidaria; Anthozoa; Scleractinia; Pocilloporidae. Gene Ontology annotation, cellular component: cilium. The record is from RefSeq and is a predicted model, not a curated record. Gene Ontology annotation, molecular function: calmodulin binding. Gene Ontology annotation, biological process: cilium assembly.